Camellia sinensis is the source of this 783-nucleotide messenger RNA. Lineage: Eukaryota; Viridiplantae; Streptophyta; Magnoliopsida; Ericales; Theaceae. The record is from RefSeq and is a predicted model, not a curated record.
AUGGCAACAAAUCGAACAUCACCCCGUACGCCUUCAAAGUAUCGAGGUAACGCUGCAAAAGCAACCCAACCCCAGCCAGUCCACAAAUGCCAAUUCGACAGCGACAAUACGAAGCUGUUUCUUCAACUCAUCAUUGCUGAAAUGGAAGGUGGUAAUCGACAACCGUGCGGAUUGUCCAUGGCAGGGUAUAAGAAUGUAGCAAACAAAUUUCUAGAGAAAACCGGCCUACUACAUUCAGCCAAACAAAUGAAAAACAAGUUUGACAACUUGAAAAAAGAUUGGGUUGCCUGGAAGAAGUUGGAGAAUGCCAGCCACGGCUUCAUAGGGCUUGGGUACGACCAUGAGACAGGCUUGAUCAUUGCACCUGACCAUUGGUGGGCGAAAAUGCAAGCGAUGAACAACCGAUGUGCUAAAUUCAAGACUAAGCCGCUAGAGCACGUGGAUCUCAUGGAGCGGGUGUACUUUGGCUCAGCAGCGACUGGGAAACAUGCAUGGACUCCAACAGAAAUGCAAGAUGAUGCUGCUGCUGCGACCAAUGCCAUGGACGUGGAUAGCGGGAUGGGACCUCUUAGUGCAGACACACCACCACAGCCGGGCCAUGACACUGUCGGGGAGAAUGUGGUUGAUAGUAGCCUAUUUGAGGAUGCUCCCCCCCAGUCAGCCGUGGACGGAUUAGCUAAUCCAAAACAGCGCAAGCGGUCAACGCCUGGUACUGUUGCUAGCAGCAUGGACAAUCUGGUGGAAGUUGUAAGCAAACAAAGUAGGGAGCUGAAAAUCACGUAG